Hermetia illucens (black soldier fly) is the source of this 3246-nucleotide messenger RNA. It is a transcript of the gene pyx, whose product is annotated as transient receptor potential channel pyrexia. Gene Ontology annotation, molecular function: protein binding; monoatomic ion channel activity. Lineage: Eukaryota; Metazoa; Arthropoda; Insecta; Diptera; Stratiomyidae. The transcript has 11 exons. The coding region runs from base 352 to 3153 and encodes 933 amino acids. Gene Ontology annotation, biological process: monoatomic ion transport; transmembrane transport. The record is from RefSeq and is a predicted model, not a curated record. Gene Ontology annotation, cellular component: membrane.
ACAGCAUUCUGGAGGGUACGAAAAGUAAAUAGCUGGAAUGUGGGCUUUAAUUAGCACCUCAAAUAUAAUAAAGUGAUCAUUACACAAAUGGAAUCGAAAAAUAGUAAAGGAACGUGUCCGCUUUAAUGAUACAAAUUGGUGCAUCGCAAUGAGGUGUUCUCAGUAAAAUUGAAAACAUGUUUGUGGUUUAAUUUGCGAGUGAUUUGAAAUAAUAAACUUCCGAUCUAAUUUAAGGUCAACUCCAGGCCAAGCAAGUGUACGCGAGUGUUUAUGUUAAAGUUUGUUAUAUAACAAAAAUAUAAGAUUUAUGGAUAAUAUUGUAAUUUGGAAAAUACCAGGAGUUUUGCUGGAAUGGAUAAUGCAGGACUCAUGGAAAAUAAUCUACCAUGGAUCGAACAUCAAAUAGAUGAACAAUCAAUAGAGUGUGAUGAUAAACACAGCGAAAUAUCAAGUGAAAGCAGCGGCGAAGCUAUUUUAACCAAUGAAACGCAAACUAUCCUUCAUCGGCACUCUCGAGAUCAUAGCCUAUGGGACGAGAAAGAGAUCGAUGAAACCCUCCACUUACUACCUGGUGCUGAAGAAAUAAUUCAAAUGAUAACAUGGGGAAACCAACUUGAUAUUUCAUGCCCCAGACUCAGCUGCAACGUGGCGUUACUCAUCACAUCGUGGUAUGGAUGCGUUGAACAUGUUAACGCUCUGUUAUCAAAUUCUCGAGCUGAUCCUAACACUACUGAUCCUAAAGGACGAUCACCGCUACAUUUUGCAUGCAGUAUAGGUGAACACCAGAUCGCAAAAGUACUUCUUGAUCAUGGAGCUGACCCGAAUCGAUGGGAUAAUGAAAAUAAAUCAACGCCAUUACAUUGUGCUGCAAGUGCCGGAAGCAUUGAGUGUAUCUUACUCCUGUUAAAGAGAAAGGCGCAGAUAAAUGUGGGAAUUGAAACACGAUCAGCUUUACACUAUGCAGUUGAUAAUAACUCAUUGGAGUGUGCUGAAAUUUUGUUGAAAUAUGGAGCAAAUCCUAACACACCUCAGGUGUAUACCGAGACCCCUCUCCACACAGCAGCUGCACUUGGGCAUAAAGAAUGUGUAGAGCUUCUACUAAAGUACGGCGCUGAUGUUCGAUCCCAGUUCGGAAAGCGAAAAUUAACAGCUUUGCAUUUAGCUGCUGAAGGUGAUUAUGUAGACUGCGUUAAAUUGCUUCUGGAGCACGGGGCUCAAGUAGAUGCAAGAAAUGCCGACAAUCAAACGCCACUCCACUUAGCAUGUCUUGCACAAUGUACGGAAACUGUAGAGUUGCUGUUAAUAAACAAAGCUAAUGUAAAUGCUAGCUAUAAGGAUGGCAGGACAGCACUCCAUGCCGCUAUUGUGAAACAAUCAAAAUGUUUAGAGUGUGCUCGGAUGCUUGUCAAGGCUGGUAUUGAUGUGAAUAAGGCCGAUGAUUAUGGAUAUAGCCCGUUACAUAUGGCAGCGUUAAAUGAGUUUGGAUCUUGCGUUAUUCUGUUGAUAGAUCACGGAGCUGAUAUAACUGCUCGAACAAACGGGGGAGUUCCCGCUCUUUCCUUCAUUGUACGUCGAACGCCAGAAGUUAUUCCAAAACUAAUUUCAAAGUUAGAUCAUUGUAUAAAAGUCAAUGAUCAUGAGAUUGGGGAUGUUGACUGUGAAAUUAAAUUAGAUUUUCGGCUCCUGGUUCCCACCACGGAACGGGGCGAAACUGAAAUGUUGAAGACAUUCAUUGAAGUGGGUCAAAAACGCCUUCUGAAUCAUCCACUCUGUGAGACAUUUCUAUUUUUAAAAUGGCGUCGUAUACGAAAAUUCUUCCUGCUAAGUCUGUGUUAUCAUGCUAUCUACGUACUUUUGUUUACUUUUUAUGUAAUGAGUGUAUACAUGCAACAUUGCAGCAAGGAGAAACCAUGCCGAGUUUCUGAACUGACUCCACCGUUUGGAUACUUAGUUGUAUCAUUGAAUUUGAUUCUAUUGGGAAAAGAAUUUUUUCAGAUGGGGCAAGGCUUUUACGGAUACGCAAAGUACUGGGAAAAUUGGUUGCAAUGGUCCAUAGUUUGCGGUGUAUUUCUAUGUGUGACUCCUGAAACAUUGUCGCCUACAAGAGAUUCACUUAAUGUACCUCCCUGGCAGUACCACAUUGCAGCUGUUGUUGUAUUCCUAGUGUGGCUCGAGUUAAUGAUGUUGGUCGGUCGUUUUCCAAUUUUCGGCCUGUACGUGCAAAUGUUCACCAAAGUGGCAGUCAAUUUCGGAAAGUUCUUAAUGGCAUACUUCUGCCUACUGGUAGCCUUCGCACUAUCAUUCUGCGUCCUCUUUCCCACCUACCCCGCGUUUCGGAAUGUUGGCAGAAGCAUAAUGAAAAUGAUUCCCAUGAUGUCAGGCGAAUUAGAAUUUGAAGAUAUCUUUUUCGGAGAUUAUCCACCAACGUACCCCGUCACCUCACAAGUUCUAUUCCUGGCAUUUGUACUCCUCGUGACUAUAAUUCUAACGAAUUUGGUAGUGGGUCUUGCUGUAAGCGAUAUACAGGGUCUCCAAGAAUCUGCAGGUCUAGAUCGACUUAUUCGCCAAACUGAAUUAGUUUCCCGAUUGGAAAGUCUGUUUUUCUCCAGACUCCUACGAAAGGCUCCACCUAAGUUGAUGUCGCUUUGUCAACGAAGUGCUCUCCUCCGUACUUCACGUUACCAAUUACAGUUUUUAACUCGUCCAAAUGAUCCGCGCGACAGACAACUACCAGAAGGAAUCAAAAUGAACAUCUACAAACUCGUUGCAGAAAGGCGUGAUCGUAAUCAAAGCAUCAGACGUAAACGUGACCAUUUUAUGAGCACGUUCCAAAGAAAUAUCAACCGAGAUAGUCACAAAGACGACAUUGUAACCUUAAGGGGCCAACCAUCAUUAAACAGGAAAGUACGAGUGCUAUCCGAUAGCCCUCACAACUAUUUUAAAUAUAAGGAGAAUAAUGCGAACGAAUACAAAGUGAACUACAAUGACGCAGUUCAGGAUAUAAUAAAGAUAAAGUUGCAGUUGUCAACGGUUAGUGAAAAGCUUGACAGUUUAACUGAUAACUUGACGAAACAACUAAGCGCAAUCGCGGAAGAAUUCGAAAGACUUAAAGGACGACAACCAAAUCGAAAUAUACACGAAAUGAGUUUUUGAAAUAUUACAAUGAGUUCUUAUAUACUAUUUUUAAUUGAAAUUAUGACAUUUGUAAAUUAUUUCAUUCCAAUAAUAAAAAAGAAAAAUUUCCUC